UGAUUCGCUGGCUGCAGGAAGCAGAAUGAACUAGCUAGCUAGCGUCCCUUCUACUACACCACCAGGCUGCGAUUAUUAACAUUUAAAGGCAAAUAUCUGGAAACCACCAAUUAAAGGACUAAGACGAGGCGCUGUUCUGCCGCUAAUUUCCCCCACAAAAGAGACAAAAAUGACGGCGGCGGUGUUUUUCGGCUGCACCUUCAUCGCCUUCGGCCCGGCCAUCGCUCUGUUCCUGUUUACAAUCGCCCGGGACCCCCUGAGGGUCAUUUUCCUCAUCGCAGGAGCGUUUUUCUGGCUGGUGUCUCUGCUGCUGGCGUCCCUCGUGUGGUUCAUCUCGGUCCAGAUCAGUAACAAGGACAGCGCGGCGCAGCAGAAAGGGCUCCUCAUCUUCGGCGUGGUGCUGUCCGUCCUCCUGCAGGAAACCUUCCGCUUCGCCUACUACAAGCUGCUGAAGAAAGCUAAUGAAGGCCUCCUCACUCUCAGUCAGGAGGAAACCAUGCCGAUCUCCAUACGGCAGCUGGCCUACGUGUCCGGACUCGGCUUCGGCUUCAUGAGCGGGGCGUUCUCGGUGGUCAACAUCCUGGCGGACUCUGUGGGACCGGGGACGGUCGGGAUCCACGGAGACUCGCAGCACUACUUCCUGUCCUCAGGUACCAAUGCACACAGACAUUUCCAGUUUUUGGACAAAACCGAAUUCAACAGCUGUGUCGGCUUCAUUCUGCCAUCACCCCCUCAUGUUUUAUUGUUGAUGUCGUCUUCUCGUCUUCUCGCGCAGACCUUCCAGAACCCCGAGUAUGUCGGCAGCCUGGUUCCCACCUACGUCAUCCUGUUCCUGAUGGGCGUCUGGGCGUUCUACUCGGCCGGCGGCUCCCUCAGGAACCUCAAACUCUGCAUCACCUGCAAGGACAGGGACUUCCUGCUCGCCAACCACCGGCCCAGAUAACGCAGCACGCCCGGGCGGUGUGCGAGACUCUCUAUCCAAAGAUCACCGAGAUCAGACACACACGCACACACACACACACACACACACACACCAAACACAGCAAAGAAGCAGUGCUAGCCUCCUGUUCAUCUGCUGUUUCACUUAAGAGGCAUUUCAUCAUCUUAAAUCUAGAAAAAAAACCACAACAUAAAAGUAAAAGCAGUGGAAGUUCCUUAAAGGAAAAGGUACAGAAACGAUGAUUUAGAUCACGGGUGUCAAACUCAACUUCACUGAGGGCCACACUGGAAAAUAAGAAUCACAUCAAGGGCCAGACAUGUUUAGUUUGUUGAUAUGCUUUUAUUUAAUCAAAAAAGUGAAAUAUCUUUGACUGUAUUAUUGCAUAUGUCACGUAGCCUUCUCACUUACAGUUUGGUCGACAUAAAGUCCUAAAGAAGUCAGGAAAGUUUCUCAGCCAUCAUAGAAAAAAGCACCCAAGACAUUUGAAAAAGUUACAAAAACGUCAAAAAAUAUGACAACAACAUCAGAAAAAGCGACAAAAACUAGGUGGGCCAAAAUGUGUUGUGAACCUAAAUUGAUAUGGGGCCGGAUCAUAAUCUGCAAGGGGCCGGAUUUGGCCCGCGGACCUUGAGUUUGACACAUGUGAUUUAGAUUGUUUGUAUGACGAGGUGAUAUCGCUACAUCUGAUAUCUGGCUGAUUGUGGUCCCCGGUUGAGUUGGCGUCACUCUUUACAUUCUGUACAUACUCCGAUGUUUUCCUCUUUUCUGACGGCUCUCUUCCUUUCAAAUGACGUGUCAAAUCUUUCAAAGGGUGGGUUUAUUGUUUGUGAACAAAACUCUUUGUGUAAAUAUUUAUGCAUUUUUAAUUCCCUGAUGUGUAGAUGGUGAGAAGUUUUAACCUCUUUUCAUGAUGCGAUAUCUUUAGUCUGUAAGAGCUUGCCUUUGAUUUGAAAUGAAAAGAAAAGUGAAUGAAUGAUCUGCAGAAGCCGAGACGGGACACGCGGACUGGUGGUUAUUAUUAUUUUAAUCCCAGUUGUCUUGAGGUCACGGCUUAAUCACUACUGUUGGACAUUAAAGGUCCCAUGGCAUGAAAAUUUCACUUUAUGAGUUUUUUUUUAUUAACAUUAAUGAGUUUUAAAGGCAAAAUGCACAAACAUUUCAUUUAAUCAAAUUCCGUUUGCGUGGUUGUGGUCAUAAUUUCUUCUCUUGUUUUCUCAAACAUAUCACAAGUUUUGUCCCACAGGAAUUAGACAAUUUUAAUUGGUACCCACAGCAGCCGUCGGCAACCUGAGA
Messenger RNA from Etheostoma spectabile (orangethroat darter), 2233 nucleotides. RefSeq names its product APH1B gamma secretase subunit (gene aph1b). The coding region runs from base 170 to 943 and encodes 257 amino acids. Gene Ontology annotation, biological process: positive regulation of catalytic activity; protein processing. NCBI's taxonomy places the organism in Eukaryota, Metazoa, Chordata, Actinopteri, Perciformes, Percidae. Gene Ontology annotation, cellular component: membrane. The transcript is spliced from 5 exons. The record is from RefSeq and is a predicted model, not a curated record.